AUGGCCGGAAACCGUGUCACGUACCGCCGCCGCAACGGCUACAACACCAGCUCUAACCUGACCCGGAUCGUCAAGACCCCCGGUGGUGAGCUGAGAAUCCUCCACAUCAAGAAGCGCGGCACUGCCCCCAAGUGCGGUGACUGCGGUGUCAAGCUCCCCGGCGUCCCCGCCCUCCGCCCCCGCGAGUACUCCCAGAUCUCCAAGCCCAAGAAGACCGUCCAGCGUGCGUACGGUGGCUCGAGAUGCGGUAACUGCGUCCGUGACCGCAUCGUCCGCGCUUUCCUCAUUGAGGAGCAGAAGAUCGUCAAGAAGGUGCUGAAGGAGCAGAGCCAGAGCGAGAAGAAGAAAUAA
Colletotrichum spaethianum is the source of this 351-nucleotide messenger RNA. Its product is annotated as 60S ribosomal protein L34-B. Gene Ontology annotation, cellular component: ribosome. Gene Ontology annotation, molecular function: structural constituent of ribosome. Gene Ontology annotation, biological process: translation. The transcript has 3 exons. The coding region runs from base 1 to 351 and encodes 116 amino acids. The record is from RefSeq and is a predicted model, not a curated record. Lineage: Eukaryota; Fungi; Ascomycota; Sordariomycetes; Glomerellales; Glomerellaceae.